CGGAAAUAUCUACAAAAAGUGAAAUGAAGUCGCACUCGCAGCGCUGGGUCCUCCGUGACACCCUCAUUACUCCCGCCGACAUCAGCCUCGGCUCGUUCAUCCCAAAUGUCACCGACCUUGAUCUCGACAUCUUGAACGAUACCAUCUCCCUCUCCGAGCACGAAUUAUCGGUAUCGUGCACCGACAAUGUCACCCUCUCAGUCUGUAGCCACCAAGCCUCCCGCCUCGAAGUUCUCAUUGCCCGACUCGUAGGCGCAUCCUCACUCUCCGCACAGUCGACAGAGACCCACGUCCUCGCCAAACAGAGCUACCUAUACACCCUGCGCCAACCGAUGCAAGUUUUCGAGCGCGCAUGCACGAGCCCCGCCGUGCGUGCGUGGAUCCAACAUCAGAUUGAGGAGGGUAACCGGCACCGCAUAUACUUUGUGGUCGGAAUCAGGACCGUGGUCGACUCAACAGCGUCGAUCGACCGGAAUGAUCAAGUUAAACGGACGGUGGAUAUCUCUGUCCCCGAUAAUAUCUUGGAUUCCGGUCUUCAGGCACUGGGUGGUGGUGUUCGCGUUGGCGGGAACAGAGAGAGAGGGUCCGGAGUGAGCCAUCAGUACUCGGCCACAGGGGAGCAGAUUUUGGCGCUGAGGUUGAAGAGAGUUCGAUUGCGAUUCUUUGAGCCAGGGAAUGUGGAUCGAGCACGGCUGGAGAGAAAUACGGCGUGGAUUAUGGUGUCGGGUAAUCGAACGAUCCAGAACGAUGAGAGUGAAGGCGUGGAGGUGGAUCUUGACGAUGCGGGCGAAACUAGCGAGACGGAGACGAUGGAGGUUAAUUUCCUCGGGGACGAUGAAGAGAAAGAAGAAGAUGAGGAUGAGGAUGAUGAUUGCUAGCUAAGAAGUGUAGAGUAAAGCAUUGAAGUUGAUGAUAGUUCCGAGUCGUAGUCUAGCGGGCUGGGAACAAGCAAUAACCACAGUCUACAUACUGUUAGGGUAAAC
Aspergillus costaricaensis CBS 115574 is the source of this 983-nucleotide messenger RNA. RefSeq lists its product as uncharacterized. The transcript has a single exon. NCBI's taxonomy places the organism in Eukaryota, Fungi, Ascomycota, Eurotiomycetes, Eurotiales, Aspergillaceae. The coding region runs from base 24 to 878 and encodes 284 amino acids. The record is from RefSeq and is a predicted model, not a curated record.